Messenger RNA from Dicrocoelium dendriticum, 1899 nucleotides. The record is from the annotation of a GenBank genome assembly. Lineage: Eukaryota; Metazoa; Platyhelminthes; Trematoda; Plagiorchiida; Dicrocoeliidae.
UCUCGGGCUAAUCGAUGGAUCUGUACUGUUAGUCAGCGACAUAUGCCUGCGCAGCAUAUCUCUAAUUGUUAUAGUGAGCUGUUCUCAUGUCGCUAGUAUGCCAAAUCAAUCAGAUAUUUGCUCACGCAAGCGCCAUCAACAGAACAUCCUCGUUCCAAAUCUCAGCGUUUCCCAAACUUCCGCACAACAUAACGAAGUUUAUCUGAUUGGCCGACGGUAUUUCAUUAUCGAAUGGAAACAGCUGCGCUGGAAAGCAAUGAAAGCCCUUAUAAAAGUGCCUACCCACGGACUGAAGUAUGUAGACAGGCGAGUGGCACCUUUCAGUUUCGUACAUUCAGGCGUGCUAGAAGACGUCUCCGACCUCGUGACUCUUUGAGACCAAGGAGCCCUGAUUCUGGGCGCAGAUGCGCUUCCAUUAGCUGUCCACCAGACGCUCCCCGACCUAUUCUACAAGUAAACGAAGAUACAGUUUUAUUUGCAAGUACAAAACGCAUCUCCAAGGCAGGAGAGUUUUCGAAAGCAGCUACAACACGGGAGCAACGAAGCUCAGUUACUCUUCCAUCACUAUCCGCAAUCAGUGAAGAUGCAGUCACAGACGAUAACAUGCUUAAAACUUCCACUCCAUUUGCCCGACACACUCAAACAGAUUCUGAUCCCAGUGAGCUGUUGAAUACUGCAUUGAUUGGAGCACCCAGAUUGGCUCUGAAUUUGUCUAUUACAGACAGUACGGAUGAUGCAAACAGACUCGAUUCCACGGGCCCUCGUUGCAACAUAUCAGCCAUUUGCAAAACAGAAAUUCGUAAAUCAUCUGGUACUGCUGACCACCUGAUGUAUGAUGCUAAUGCGGGUUCUAAUUUCCGCCCCCUUGAUUGUGAGGUCGUCCAAUCCAGUUGCAAAUCGCCUCAAAGCGGAACCAAUAUUUCCAAAUUCAACGAACUCAGUAUCAACCAAUUUAGAUGUCGCAUCUGCUUGGAAGGAGGAGACGGGGUAGGAGCUUUGUUCUCCCCUUGCCGUUGCAAAGGCACCGUCGGUCUAGUACACAGGACUUGCCUACAGCGGUGGCUGUAUGAAUCUGGUAAACCAAAUUGCGAACUCUGUGGUUACGCCUACAUCAUGACACCAUCGAGGCGCAAAUCAAAUUCAUUGCACUCGUACAUUGGAACAAGCGCUCAUCUUGGUCCUUUUCGGGAAUGGUUAAAUUCCCCCACAACACGCAGGCACUUAUUGACGGAUCUUAUUUGUUUAGCGUUUCUCACCCCAAGCACCUACAUCGGUGUAUACUUUUGUGUCAUUGGAGCUAUUGGCUCGGACUCCGAGGAUCCGAUUGGAUGGCAGGUUGUUGGACUGUGGUGUCUGGCUGUCCUGAUGAUGCUUCUCCUCUUCUCCUGGGUGAUUUUAGCCACACGUCAUCAUGUGAGUAACUAUCAACGCCAUCUACGCUUGCGUCGGCAACACGAACGGGAAGAGGCUGAGCGACUUGCAGCUUUACCAAGAUGGCGAUUUUCAAUUCAGCCUCGCCCACGGGGAUCAUCGACGUUAGUGCACUCCGACAUCGCAAAUGGACAGACCGUCAGCUACCAGAACACUAUAUUCGUAGAGGCACAACCCAUAAAGCCGCCGUCCUUGGAAAAUAAUAGCAUCUCCGAAGUGGAAGUUCACGCCCAGAUGAUACCCCUCCCAUCUGCUGAUCUAGCAACUAGUAACAACCAGGAACUGCAUGUCUCCCUGGAUCUGUCCACGAUCUCAGGAAUCAUGGAAGAAUGUGCAAAUGCAGACAAUGAGCGUAUACACCGGCACUUGGUAUGAAAUUCCUAAAUAGUUGCAUCAUAUGAUGGCGAUAACUUCACUAAGCUAGAUGUACAAGUUUUUGUGAAAGAUAUCUAUUGGGUGUCUUUGUAG